UGGUGUGUGAGCUUUAACUCCCAUUCCCACCCGCCGCUAGGGUUUCUCCCUCUCCCUCUUUCCCCCCUUCUCUCGCGCAUCUCCAGCCCCGACGCCAGGCUAGGGUUUUGCCUCCUCGCCGGCCGCCUCAGCCGCCGCCGCGAGCGAGAUCGAGAGAUAGAGAGAGGAAGCGGAGCUUAGCCGGCCAUGUCGCUGCGUCCGAGCGAGCGGGCGGAGGUGCGGCGGAACCGCUACAAGGUGGCGGUGGAUGCGGAGGAGGGGCGGCGGCGGCGCGAGGACAACAUGGUGGAGAUACGCAAGAACCGCCGCGAGGAGAGUCUCCUCAAGAAGCGCCGCGAGGGGCUCCAGGCCCAGGUCCCCGUCCCCGCCUCCGGGGUCGAGAAGAAGCUCGAAAGCCUUCCUGCUAUGGUUAGUGGGGUCUAUUCGGAUGAAAACAACCUUCAGCUUGAGGCCACAACACAGUUCCGCAAGUUGCUCUCUAUAGAGAGGAGCCCUCCGAUUGAAGAAGUUAUCCAAUCAGGAGUUGUUCCUCGAUUUGUGCAGUUCCUUACCAAAGAGGAUUUCCCCCAACUGCAGUUUGAAGCAGCAUGGGCACUCACAAAUAUUGCAUCUGGCACUUCGGAAAAUACAAAGGUCGUCAUUGAUCAUGGAGCUGUUCCAAUAUUUGUGAAGCUUCUUGGGUCUGCUAGUGAUGAUGUCCGUGAGCAGGCUGUAUGGGCUUUGGGCAACAUUGCUGGUGAUUCCCCCAAGUGCCGUGACCUUGUCCUCACCAAUGGUGCGUUGAUGCCUCUGCUAGCCCAGUUGAAUGAGCAUGCUAAGCUCUCCAUGCUGAGGAAUGCCACCUGGACUCUCUCCAAUUUUUGCAGAGGAAAGCCACAGCCUUUGUUUGAUCAGACUAAGCCUGCUCUGCCAGCGCUUGCACGACUUAUUCAUUCCAAUGACGAGGAAGUUCUCACUGAUGCAUGCUGGGCCCUUUCGUACUUAUCUGAUGGCACUAACGACAAGAUCCAAGCUGUGAUUGAAGCUGGUGUUUGCCCCUGGCUUGUGGAGCUCCUCCUUCAUCCAUCACCAUCGGUGCUUAUACCUGCUCUACGAACUGUUGGGAACAUUGUCACUGGAGAUGAUCUGCAAACUCAGUGCAUCAUUGAUCAUCAAGCUCUUCGGUGCCUCCUGAGUCUAUUGACGCAGAACCACAAGAAAAGUAUUAAGAAAGAGGCUUGCUGGACAAUUUCAAAUAUUACUGCUGGAAACAAAGAUCAAAUACAGGCUGUGAUAAAUGCUGGCAUUAUUGGUCCUUUGUUGCAUCUGCUCCAAACAGCAGAGUUUGAUAUCAAGAAGGAGGCUGCGUGGGCCAUCUCAAAUGCUACCUCAGGUGGUACCCACGAGCAAAUCAAGUAUUUGGUGUCUGAGGGCUGCAUCAAGCCAUUGUGCGACCUUCUUGUUUGCCCUGAUCCAAGAAUUGUAACUGUUUGUUUGGAGGGUCUUGAGAAUAUUCUCAAAGUGGGGGAGCAUGACAAGACCUUGGGUGCAACAGGUGAUGUCAAUGCCUUUGCUCAGAUGAUUGAUGAAGCAGAAGGCCUGGAAAAGAUUGAGAACCUGCAGGGCCACGAUAACAAUGAAAUCUAUGAAAAAGCUGUGAAGCUUCUUGAGGCAUACUGGAUGGAGGAGGAAGAUGAUGCAAUGGCUACUGCCGGGGAAGCCACUCCAGCUGUUUUUGACUUCGUCCAAGGUGGCAACCCUCCAGCUGGUGGUGGUUUGAACUUCAGCUAAAUACAGGCUUUAACCAAAGGGUGGUAGUUCCCUCGGCGAUGGGCUUGUCAUGAGUAGUCAAUGUAGUUUGGUUGAUUCCAUGUGCGGGGUAUUGGUUCUGGUGGGUCCAAAAUAAGCUUAAGAUUUCGAGGGAGCUGGGUUAACAUCAUACCCAAAUUAAAUCAUGGAUACUAUCGCAGGGUCUGUAACAGGAUUAUAAUCAUCGAGCCUGAGUCCGAAUUUUUUUAGAUGGCUACUAUCUUGGGUUUGCAACUUCAGUUCGGUGUGUAAUAUCUUGCGCUGUAUAGUCCGAAUUGGAGCUUCAGCAAGGCCGUUAGAUUACAUUCCUGAAUGGUUUGGUUUUGAGGUUCUUCAGGAAUGGGCUGAUGAGCUGUCCGGACAUGUGAACCUUAAAUGUUUCUUAAGUAUAUUUCCAGGCCUUGCUCUAGGCCAUGUCCAA
Molecule: messenger RNA, 2209 nt
Organism: Phragmites australis (common reed)
Lineage: Eukaryota; Viridiplantae; Streptophyta; Magnoliopsida; Poales; Poaceae
Product: importin subunit alpha-1a-like
Exons: 11
Coding region: 187-1770 (527 amino acids)
Biological process (GO): NLS-bearing protein import into nucleus
Cellular component (GO): cytoplasm; nucleus
Molecular function (GO): protein binding; nuclear import signal receptor activity
Source: RefSeq, a predicted model, not a curated record